Molecule: messenger RNA, 3566 nt
Organism: Eurypyga helias (sunbittern)
Lineage: Eukaryota; Metazoa; Chordata; Aves; Eurypygiformes; Eurypygidae
Gene: MTMR4
Product: myotubularin related protein 4
Biological process (GO): dephosphorylation; regulation of autophagy
Molecular function (GO): protein phosphatase binding; phosphatidylinositol-3,5-bisphosphate 3-phosphatase activity; metal ion binding
Source: RefSeq, a predicted model, not a curated record
GCUAGUCCUUCGGUGUUGAGCGAGCCGCUGGCAGGAGAGGUCCCCAAGCCCCCGGCGGCUGUUGGGGCAGGUGCUGUGCCCUGUGUCCCAGCCUUGCACAGGGACAGGGGUGAGGAAGGCCCUCCCAGUUUGGAGUAUAUCCAGGCUAAGGACUUGUUCCCCCCGAAAGAGCUUGUGAAGGAGGAAGAGUCACUGCAGGUCCCAUUCACUGUGUUGCAGGGCGAGGGAGUGGAGUAUCUCGGCCAUGCAAACGAUGCUGUGAUCGCCAUCUCCAACUACCGGCUUCAUAUCAAGUUCAAGGAUUCUGUGAUCAACGUGCCUUUGAGGAUGAUGGAAAGUGUAGAGUGUCGGGAUAUGUUCCAGCUUCACAUUGUCUGCAAGGACUCCAAAGUGAUCAGGUGCCAUUUUUCCACCUUUAAGCAGUGCCAGGAGUGGCUGAAGAGGCUGACUCGAGCCAUUGCCCGCCCUGCUAAGCCUGAGGACCUCUUUGCUUUUGCCUACCAUGCGUGGUGCUUAGGAGUCUGCGUUGAUGAGGAGGAUCAGCAUGCGCAUCUCUGCCGUCCAGGAGACCACGUGAGGUACCGAUUUGAGAUGGAGCUGGUGCGGAUGGGCUUUGACUUGCAGAACGUCUGGCGUGUCUCUGACAUCAACAACAAUUACAAGCUUUGUUCCAGUUAUCCCCAGAAGCUGCUGGUCCCUGUCUGGAUCACCGACAAAGAGCUAGAGAACGUGGCUUCGUUUAGGUCUUGGAAAAGGAUCCCUGUGGUGGUGUACAGGCACGUGCGCAACGGGGCAGUGAUUGCACGCUGCAGCCAGCCGGAAAUCAGCUGGUGGGGCUGGCGAAAUGCUGACGAUGAGUAUCUUGUGACAUCUAUUGCCAAAGCCUGUGCCUUGAACCCUGGAGUAAAGGUGUCCGGCGGCGUGCUGCACAACGGGAGCAGCGACGGCAGUGAGGCCUGCGAUGCCGACUUCGACUCAUCCCUGACCGCAUGCUCGGGUGUGGAGAACGCAGGAACUCCUCAGAAGCUGCUGAUUCUUGAUGCCAGGUCCUACACUGCAGCUGUGGCCAACAGAGCGAAGGGAGGCGGCUGCGAAUGUGAAGAGUAUUACCCAAACUGUGAAGUCGUCUUCAUGGGCAUGGCCAACAUCCACUCCAUCCGGAACAGUUUCCAGUACCUGCGUGCCGUCUGCAGUCAGGUGCCAGACCCCAGCAACUGGCUUUCGGCCCUGGAGAGUACCAAGUGGCUGCAACACCUUUCUGUCAUGCUGAAGGCGGCAGUGCUGGUCUCCAGCGCGGUUGACAGAGAAGGGCGUCCAGUGCUGGUCCACUGCUCAGAUGGCUGGGACAGGACCCCGCAGAUCGUAGCGCUGGCGAAAAUUCUUCUGGACCCCUACUACAGGACCAUGGAGGGCUUUCAGGUGCUUGUUGAAUCAGACUGGCUGGAUUUUGGUCACAAGUUUGGUGAUCGCUGCGGUCACCAGGAGAAGGUGGAAGACCAGAACGAGCAGUGCCCAGUUUUUCUCCAGUGGCUGGAUGCUGUUCAUCAGCUUCUGAAGCAAUUCCCUUGCCUCUUUGAAUUUAAUGAAGCUUUUCUGGUGAAGCUGGUGCAGCACACGUAUUCCUGCCUCUACGGGACCUUCCUGGGGAACAGCCCCUGCGAGCGAGAGAUGCACAACAUCUACAAGCGGACCUGCUCCGUGUGGUCCCUCCUGCGGGCUGGCAAUAAGAACUUCCACAAUCUCCUCUACAUGCCAGGGUCUGAGCAGGUGCUGCAUCCCGUGUGCCACGUGCGAGCGCUGCACGUCUGGACCGCGGUCUAUCUCCCAGCUUCCUCGCCGCAUCCUCUGGGACAGGAUGAUAUGGACAUUUACCUGCCCCCUGGAUCGCAGAGCCAGGAGUUCAGCGGCAGGUGUUUGGACAGAUUACCAAAGACAAGAUCUAUGGAUGACCUGCUCUCCGCCUGUUUUUCCGCCUGCGACUCCAGCAGCCCGCUGACCCGCACGUCUAGCGAUCCCAACCUGAAUAACCACUGUCAGGAAGUGCGGGUGGGCCUGGAAGCGCGGCACGCCGCUGCCGAGGGAGCCGAGCCGCACCUGGGCGAAGGCGGCGUGGUGGCGGGAGGAGAGACGCGGCAGGAGGAGGAGCGAGAGGAGAGCGCUCGGAGCAGCCGUGCUGAGCACGGAGGGCAGAGCAAGCAACUGAGCGGCUGGGCUUCUGUGCCAGCAAGCAGCGCCCCUCUGGGGGCAGAAAAGGGAGAUGGAACAUACACGGAGGAACUGGAUGGCACGUGUCCAGCUCCCAGUCCUUCCAGAGAGGAAAAUGUUGACAGGGUUCCCAGCAGUUCUGGAAAGCAGUUAGAAACGGGUCCCCAGGAACCUUUGAAGGCUGCUGACGUGGUGUCUGACGGAGGAGGCUGCCUCAGGAGAAACGCCACCUGCCAAGAUGUUCCCAGCCAGGAGUCCCUGGCACCGAGCGCCCCUCGUCAGGUCAUCCCAGGCCCUGCCCCGGGCAUCCGCUGCCCGGAUGAAGACAAUGGCAAAGGCGAUGCUGGAAGGAGCGUGCCCGGCGAGGAGCCUGGCCGGCUGGGGAGAAUCCCGCUAGAGCAGUGGCGCAAGCCCAUUUCCCAGAGCCAAAGCAGCGAGUUCUCCUUCCUGGGGUCUAACUGGGACAGUUUUCAAGGAAUGGUGACAUCGCUCCCCAAUGGGGAGGCUGCACCCAGACACCUCCUCUCCUACGGCUGCUGCAGCAAGAGGCCGAGCAGCAGACCGCUGCGGCCGGCCGAGCCCCCGAUGGACUACGAGGAUGACUUUACGUGUUUGAAGGAAUCAGACGGCAGCGACACUGAGGAUUUCUGCUCUGAUCACAGCGAAGACUGUUUGUCAGAAGCCAGCUGGGAGCCUGUUGACAAGAAGGAGACUGAGGUCACGCGGUGGGUUCCAGACCACAUGGCCUCGCAUUGUUUUAACUGCGAUUGUGAAUUCUGGCUGGCCAAGCGGAGGCAUCACUGCAGGAACUGUGGGAACGUGUUCUGUGCUGGUUGCUGCCAUCUGAAGUUGCCCAUCCCUGAUCAGCAGCUCUACGACCCUGUCCUCGUUUGUAACUCCUGUUAUGACCACAUCCAAGUGUCUCGUGCCAGGGAGCUCAUGAGCCAACACCUGAAGAAACCCAUCGCCACGGCUUCCAGCUGAAUGCCGGACAGGGACCCGUCGAAGCCCAGCCUUUUCUCUCGUGGGUUUGAAGGGUGACUCUGCCUCCACCGUAACGGUGAAGGCCGUUGGUGCAACACUUGCACACCAAGCUCGAAUGCACUGUCGUCAGCAGUCACGCGCUCGGUCUGGAGCAGAGGAGCUCAGGGUAGAGUAUGGUGUGUGUCCUCACCCUGGCACCGGUGGGCCCGUACAUUGUAGUCUGACGACCUAGGGCUGAAGAGGGGGUUGCAACCUCUCUUUUGUGGGCUGGAAAGCAAUGUUUUCACAGACACUGCCUGUGCAAAGUCCCCCCAGAGCAAUAGAAAGGCAUGUUUAGAACCGACUUCCCCUACGAAGGCAGGCUGCUGUGCGAGAAG